Physcomitrium patens is the source of this 3174-nucleotide messenger RNA. RefSeq names its product E3 ubiquitin-protein ligase COP1. Lineage: Eukaryota; Viridiplantae; Streptophyta; Bryopsida; Funariales; Funariaceae. Gene Ontology annotation, biological process: proteasome-mediated ubiquitin-dependent protein catabolic process. The record is from RefSeq and is a predicted model, not a curated record. Gene Ontology annotation, molecular function: protein binding; metal ion binding; ubiquitin protein ligase activity.
GCAUUCCAUUCCAUGGUGCCCACUCACUGCCUCUCCUUCGUAAAGCUCACACCACCAUUGCUUACAACUCUACCAUUGCUGGACAGACAAUCCAUCCCCUGUAUCUGGUCCCAAUUCCGCCAAUUCUCCCCCUCUCGUGUGUCUGUAUUCUCUUGUACCUUACUGCUGGAGCCUUAUUUGCAGACUUCUUCAUCAGCUCCUGAGGCUUGGACCUUGUUGCUGUGGGUGGAAUUGGAGCGGUAGUUGUCGCACAGGGUAGGCAACGCGCGUGGGUUGCGGUUGGAAUUUCGUGUUGGGUGGAAUAGUGGUUCGUUUUGGACUUGGGGUGUGUCCCAUGGAGUCACUUGGCGCAGAGUUUUUGUUUUGUCGAUUGCUGUGGAGUAUGUGGGCAGGUGGAUAUUGAGGAUUUUAGAGUUGUUUGGAGCAGGGGCGCAUGAGAAUUUGGGUUUAAGAUCCGCACCGCUGUAUAGUGGGUGCGUGUGAUUAUGUGGAGGCACACUCCGAACUCUGAUUUCAGCCUCUUGAAUUUCCAAGUGGGACGGUUGCUGUUUCCAGUUUGAGGCGGCCUUCGUUACGUACUGAACACUACUUUUUAAGGCGUUCGCAGCUUAGCAGGGUUUGGGGGAUUGGUGUUUCGAGAGAAAGGGAGAGAGAGAGAGAGAGAGAGAGAGUUUGGAAAACGGUAUGUGACGUUGUUGGCGAAUUUCGUAAGGAGAAGAAGCUAUGGCAGCGUCAAUCCGGGUUAGUGUCCCUUAUACAGUGGGUUUUGUGAAGGAGGAGCCGCAAACCAGAGUUCGGCCCUCUCAUGAUCAUGACUGUGAAUCUGCCGAUAUUGCAAGGAGUGAUGUGGACAAAGAUUUUCUGUGUCCGAUUUGUUUUCAGCCAAUGGAAGACGCGUUUCUUACUAGCUGCGGGCACAGUUUUUGUUACUCGUGUAUCACAACUCAUUUGAACAACAGAAAUAACUGCCCUAACUGCGCUCGAUACCUCACAGCGGAUCGGCUCAUACCCAACUUCCUCGUAACGAAGCUGAUGAGGAAAUUGACAUCCUUCCAUUGCUCCGGCAAAAUUUCUCCUGCAGAACAUUUGCGAUUUGUACUCCAACAGGGGGCUGAUUUACCUAUGAAAGAUAUAGACUCACUGUUGCAUUUGCUAAGUGAGCGAAAGCGCCGAGUUGAGCAAGAUGAGGCCGAAUCUAAUAUGGAGGUUCUACUCGAUUUUCUUCACCUAUCAUGUCAACUAAAGCAGGAAGAGCUGGCGGAGUUGCAGGGUGAUCUUCAGUAUCUCAAAGAAGACAUAGCUACUGUCGAGAGUCGACGGCAGGAGUUGCUGAGAGCAAAAAAGAAGUUUGCUAAACGAUCUCGCUUAACUGCGGAUUUGUCAUCCCCCACUUUAGAUACUCACUCAGGAUGUGACCAGGGAAUCAAUGAAGGUGCUAUUUCUGUUUGGCGAGGUGGGCAGGGUGGUGCACUUGCCCCUCUACGUGAACAUAAAUUGAAGGGAGGGAAUUCGAUACGAACCUCGGCAUUUGCUAUGGCCAUAAAGGAUGAUGGCAAGAAUGGGAAUUAUUUUGCAAACUCUUUCUCAGAUCCACAUUCUGAGUCGGUAGGUGUUCCCAAAAUAAACAAGAGACAACGAGUGCUGGCACAGUUUGAGGAUUUACAAGAAGCUUAUCUGAUGCGGAGGAGAAAAGUGGCACGGAAUCAAAGACACAGACAGAUGCAGAAGCAGGAAUCUAUGAAGGAAGCAUCCAAGCUGUCAGAAAGCUAUCAGGAUGGGUUAGAAGAUUUUGAAUCUAUACUUUUAGCAUUUACACGAUACAGCCGUCUCCGUGUUGUUACUGAGCUUCACCAUGGAGAUCUGUUCCACAGUUCUAAUAUUGUUUCAAGCAUUGAAUUUGAUCGCGAUGACGAGUUCUUUGCGACGGCGGGCGUAUCACGGCGUAUCAAAGUUUUUGAUUUUUCAAGGGUUGUAAAUGAUGUCGCAGACGUCCAUUGUCCAGUAGUGGAGAUUCCCACACGGUCCAAAUUGAGCUGCUUGAGUUGGAACAAGUGUGAAAAAUCUCUUAUUGCCAGUAGCGAUUACGAAGGAAUCGUUACAUUGUGGGAUGUUAAUACAAGACAGAGUGUUAUGGAAUAUGAGGAGCAUGAGCGGCGUGCUUGGAGUGUCGACUUCUCCCGUACAGAACCAUCCAUGCUGGUUUCUGGAAGUGACGAUGGAAAAGUUAAGGUGUGGUGCACAAGGCAAGAGACUAGCGCCCUUAGUCUGGAUAUGAGGGCCAACAUCUGCUGUGUAAAGUACAACCCUGGUUCCAGUAACCACAUUGCGGUUGGUUCCGCUGACCAUCAUAUACACUACUUUGAUUUGCGUAAUGCGAGAAUUCCUCUUUACGUAUUUAAGGGACACCGGAAGGCUGUAUCUUAUGUGAAGUUCAUAUCACCUACUGAGCUGGCUUCAGCAUCCACAGAUAGCACUCUUCGACUUUGGGAUGUCCAGAAAGACUGUUUGACCCGAACUCUGAGAGGACACACGAAUGAGAAGAACUUUGUGGGACUGACUGUCAACAGUGAAUAUGUUGCUUGCGGUAGUGAAUCGAACGAGGUCUUUGUGUAUCAUAAGGCAAUGUCGAAACCAGCUGCUUGGCAUAGAUUUGGGUCGCAGAACCCAGACGAUAGUGAUGACGAUAGCUCGCACUUCAUAAGUGCAGUGUGUUGGAAGAGUGAGAGCCCGACCAUGUUAGCGGCCAACUCACAAGGCACAAUUAAAGUACUCGUAUUGGCUGCUUGAAAAUCGACUCUCCUUCGUCUCUGGUUGACUAACAAUCCUUCUUCUUUUGAAUUCGCAGUUCAAAAAUUGAAGUGCCAAGUCCACUUGAUGAAUUCUGAAAGUGUUGUUAGUCAGUUGCUGCUAGCUUCACGCUUGAAGUGUCUGUUGGAUACAUGCAGGAGUGACUGUCUAGAUAAUGCUGUUGUUGUCAAGAUCCUCUAUGCAAGGUCGCAUUUUUAUUCUUUAAACUGUUACGUGAUAUGGUGAUUGACUUGUGUCAGUGUGUUAAAGAUGUCCAAGUCGCCCAGAUGAACCCACUUAGAUUAGAUUUCGGUGAACAAAUUUUGUACAUUAAAGAGCCUCCAACAAUAUAGUGGGCAUCAAUAAUUGGCCUAUACUUUGAAUGUA